Messenger RNA from Rhagoletis pomonella (apple maggot), 2895 nucleotides. It is a transcript of the gene Ccdc39, whose product is annotated as coiled-coil domain-containing protein 39. Gene Ontology annotation, biological process: cilium movement; cilium-dependent cell motility; inner dynein arm assembly. The transcript is spliced from 10 exons. NCBI's taxonomy places the organism in Eukaryota, Metazoa, Arthropoda, Insecta, Diptera, Tephritidae. The coding region runs from base 11 to 2821 and encodes 936 amino acids. The record is from RefSeq and is a predicted model, not a curated record. Gene Ontology annotation, cellular component: axoneme.
ACUAGGAAUAAUGACGACGGAGGAGGAGUCUCGAAUACAAGAUGACAUUAUUCAAAAAGCGAUGCGGGCCAUGGGUUGGGAUCCCAACUCGGAAAUACCCAUGGCCAAUAAGGAAAAUUUAUGUAUACUAGCCGAGAUGGAGCAAAUGGUGGAGGAGAAGCUACAAUUAUUGGAAUCCAAUAUACAAACAGAGGAUCGUUUAGAGAAAUUACUGCAGCAUUCAAAAAAUGCUGAAAUGUGUGUAAAUCAGAAUUUGAAACUUUUGCAAGCGCAUCAAUCGGAGGUUCACACUGAGGCACAUCUCUUUAAAGUAGCCGAGCGUGUGCAGUCGAAAUUGAAAGUCGACAUAAGGCGCAUCGAUAAGGAGACUGAGAGUUACAACGAAUAUGUGAACACCACCGAGAAGGAACUGUGUAGACGAAAAAAUGCCAUAGAUGAUUUGACUUCACGCGUAAAAUGGGCCAAAACGGUGUUGCUCGAAUGGCGUGACGCAAUGGAGGACACCAACAAGGGUUAUCAAUUGAUUGAGAAAUACUUCAAGGAAGAUCAAGUGUUGGCGCGACAGAAGGAUGCACGUCGGCAGCUGUUGCAUAACGAAUAUGAGAAACUCCGCAAAGAGCUGGUGAAAUUGUAUGAUGAACAGAAAUCACUGGAGCAGAAUAUUGAAUGUACAGCAGUAUUAUAUCGCACGGCGCAUAUGGAACGUCGCCAAAUGGUAGAAACAUGGAAGCUCGCCGUACAGCAGAUGUUGCAGCGUGAACGCGACGUGCGACACAACGAAGUGGAAUUGAGCAAUCUGAGGCGGGAGGCGGAGCGUGUGCUGAAGGAAAAAAAACGUUAUGAUGCAAAUUUGGAUAAUAUUAUAAAAAAUAAUCGUGAAGUGGAGCACACCAUAUCGGUGCUGAACGAAGAAACUUCGGAAAUUAAAGAGCAGAUACAAAAAUUGAUCGAUAUGACGAUUUUGAAGGAAAAUGAGGUGGAACUGCUGCAAAAGGAUCUACAGAAUCUUUCAAAUAAAGUGCAACAACAACGUAUGGAGAAUCGUAAAAUGUCUAAGGAUAAAGAUAAACGCACCAAAGCAUUAGAAGAUCUGAAAGUGUUGUUGCUGAAACUAGAAAGUCGUCUAAACGACAUGACAAAUAGGCACAUGAGCGCCGAGCAGCGUCUACAAAUGCUAGAAGAGAUGAACGAUGCAGCAGAGAAGUCGCAAAAUGAGAUAAAUAGAGAAAAAAUCCAACUAAAUGGCCUAAUCUAUCGGAGUCAGCAGGAUUUACAAGAGUUAAAGGAUGAAAGCAAAAGAUUGGAGGUCUCCAACAGCGGAUUAUCGGCAAGCGCUGCAACCGUCAUCAAAAAUACGAAGAAAGAGGAAAAGGAGCUAAGGCGCAUGACGGAGGUACACUACGAGGCGGCGUUCAAAUGCCUACAAUUUGAAAGGAAAAUCAUACAAAUACAAGGUGGAGAUUAUGAUCCGAUAGAGGAGGCAGAAGCACAGCAAUAUUUGACUAAACUAGAGGCUCAAAACAGUGCUUUGCAGCGACGUUUGCAAACAACCGAGGCACAGAACAAAAAGCUAGACUACAAUAUGCGCAAUUUAACUGAUGUUUACAAUGCCGAUAACAAAAAUUUGCAAAAUAUGCUUUUUGAUAUAAAAGAGGCACAAAUGUAUUGCGAGGGUGGCGUUAAGCGUCUCAGUAUCGAGAAGAACAAGAAUCAGCAGAAGAUUGUCGAGUUAAGUCUCUUGAAGAUGCGCAUCAAAGAGUUCGAAAACGAGAUGGUGGCAUGCGAAACUAACACCUAUAAUUUGGGCAAACACCGAUUACAAUUAAAUCGCACAAUGAAGGAUCGUUUAGUGGAGAUCAAAAGCCAAAUUGAUUUGUUGAAUCUGAAACGUAAACAUUUGAAUGAUGAAAGAAGCACAUUGCUGGCCGAUAUCGGCGAACGUACGAAACAUAUUGAUGUGCUGCGUGCCCGCUUCGAAUUGACUUCCAAGCUUAUGGGCAUGAAUGAGGAUGGCACUUUGGUUACAGCUACCCAACUGAAGGUGGAAGCAGCGCAAGAGAAGCAAAUGCUUUUGGAUGAGGGUAACAACUUGAAUGCGAAGGUCAUCAAGGCCGAAGAGGAUAUUAAAGCAAUGGAAAAUACUUUGAUGCUGCUGAAUAAUUCGAAUGACUCCUAUCGAAGUAAACUGAAUAAGAAAGUUGAUGAAGAUCAAGUUUUGGAAGAAGUAAAGCAAUUGCAAUCCAACUAUUGUCAAGCCUUGACCCAACUUAAGGCACUGCGUAGCAAGCAUCGACAAAUAGAAAAGGAUAAUGAUAAAAAUCUUGCACUAUGUGAAGAUCUACAACGUCAAUUAGAGGUUUUAACCGUCCGAAACCUGGAUAAUUUUGAAAUUCUAGAGAAAUUGCAAAAGGAACUUAGUGAUCAGAAAACCAAACUUCAACGCGCUGAGCGCGAAGUCAAGAAUUCUUUGAAAGCUGUAAAAGAACGUAAUUUGGGUAAAGAAUUUAUCGCAGGCUAUGAACGAGAAUUAGAUUUACGAGAGCUGGAAUACCGCAACUCAAGCGCGCUUAAUCAACUGGCUGAUAUGGCAGAGAACGAUGAUGAUAUUGGUCCAAAAGUGAUACGCAUUAUGUUGGAAAAGGGUUUGAAGAUGCCACAUUUGCUUCAGAAAACGCGCAGCUUUGCUUCGUGGCGCAGUGAUUUGUCGGAAACGUCCUCCUCCAGAGAAAUACCCAUUUCCACUACACGUUCCACGACGUCGGAUAGCAUCAGCGCAGCUAUACAACCAUCUGUUGUUUCUAUUGAUUUUACACAAUCUUAAUGUUGCUACCUCUAAUCUAUUUGUAUUGGCGGCUUUAUUUUUUUCCAAAUAAACCUUUCCAUAAAUUACAAUUA